Molecule: messenger RNA, 1490 nt
Organism: Suillus clintonianus
Lineage: Eukaryota; Fungi; Basidiomycota; Agaricomycetes; Boletales; Suillaceae
Product: kinase-like protein
Exons: 7
Coding region: 362-1327 (321 amino acids)
Biological process (GO): protein phosphorylation
Molecular function (GO): protein kinase activity; ATP binding
Source: RefSeq, a predicted model, not a curated record
UCCAUCAAAAGCUGUGAACACCUGUGGGGCUCUGUUUGGGCUCUGUAGGGCAGGUUGUCAUCAAGCGGACCUAUGCCAUCCUAUAGCUACGCUCGUUCAUGAGAGUCAGCGAAUAAUCUCAAACUUUUUAGAGUCCCCAGUGCGGUACUAUUUAUGACUCACCGCGACUGUGCUCAACUUCAAUUUUCUCCCAUGGCAUAGCCAUAGCAUCAUAGAGCAGUGCUACGAGCGCCUUUGAAGGUCUCUAGAUAACGGUGUGACUCUUGCCGUCCCCAGGUUCACUGGAACGUUGUCGCUAUUAUAAGUACCUUAAGCGGGGUAUCAUGGCACCAGAACAAGUUUAUCGCGACCCUUAGCUGUGAUGCCGAACAAGCAAGCUUCUCAUCUGGCUCCCAGCUAUUGUGUUAUGAACCCAGGGCCUGCAGGAAAUAUUUCAAAUGCUCGGGCUCGCCGUGUCGAUGCCGUCAAAUGGAUCCGCGGUGAGCUUAUCGGUAAAGGCACUUACGGACGGGUCUACUUGGCACUUAGCAAGACCACGGGUAAAUCGCAGCUGGUUGCUGUCAAGCAGGUCGAUAGUCCCCAAGUUAUUCGAGACGAAAACGACCAGUGUCAAGCCACUUUCGUACAUUCUGUCGAAAGAGUAAGCAAGCUACUGGUAGAUUUGAACCAUCGUCAUAUCGUCCAAUACCUCGGGUUUGAAGAGUGCUUUAUAGAGUAUUCAAGGGUUAUGAACAUCUUUAUGGAGUACGUGUCAGGCAGUGCAUUAGGCUAUUGUCUUCGCGAAAAGGGCAAGUUCAGCAAUGAUGUCGCGAAAUUUUUCAUGCUUCAAAUACUUCGGGGCUUGAGAUACCUCCACUCGCGACGAAUAAUCUACCGGAAUCUGAAAGCCGAUAGCGUCCUACUUGAGAGAGACGGGAGUUGCAAGCUUUCUGACCUAGAGUUCUCCACCAAGGAGGAUAAAAUACAUAAACUUCCAUUUACCACCGUACAACGGACAUUACCUUGGAUGGCACCGGAAGUCAUCUGCCAUCAGAAGGAAGGGUACAGUGUCAAGGCCGAUAUUUGGAGUUUGGGAUGCGUUUUGUUGGAAAUGCUGACAGGAAAGCGACCAUGGUAUGAGGAUGAACUAAUCAUGGUCACGAUCAAGAUGAAACAGAAUAAGCGCCCACCUAUCCCUCCUGAUAUUACCUUCUCCGAUCUUGCAAUGGAUUUCCAAGAUUCAUGUUUUGCCAUUGAUCCUGAUGAACGCGCAUCUGCUUCGUACCUGAGACGACAUCCCUAUCUUGAGCUUCCGGAUGAUUGGACUUUUCAGGGUUUUAAUGUCUAGGGAACACUCUUGCCAUCCUACCCUUCCAUUCAUGUGUAUUUUGCUAGGAAUCUUUCCCGCUCUUGCGGACUGUAAUAAUACAUAAUUGGCUGAGAGAGGAGCCAUCCGUACGGGACUGCCAGGUACAGUAAGAAUAUAACACAUCUGGAACACACUUCUUAUA